This is a messenger RNA of Misgurnus anguillicaudatus (oriental weatherfish), 3535 nucleotides long. RefSeq names its product SH3-domain binding protein 1 (gene sh3bp1). The record is from RefSeq and is a predicted model, not a curated record. Gene Ontology annotation, molecular function: protein binding; GTPase activator activity. Gene Ontology annotation, biological process: signal transduction; regulation of actin cytoskeleton organization; positive regulation of GTPase activity. NCBI's taxonomy places the organism in Eukaryota, Metazoa, Chordata, Actinopteri, Cypriniformes, Cobitidae. Gene Ontology annotation, cellular component: cytosol; cytoplasm; intracellular anatomical structure.
CUUUCUCGGAGUCAAUGAGGUGUGUGCACAAAUGUGAAGCCGUCAACUUGAAACUCUUGCUGAAACAAGUCUGAAGGACUCUGCCUGUUCAUUAAUUUUAAAAUAUUCUCCAUGAAAUGAAGCUACAAUCCUCUUCUUGACAGGCGUGUACAUAUACGGGGACUAUAAAGGCGACAGAUUCUUCACAAUCAUGCUUAAGCAGUUUAACAUUUUAAAGCAGUUUGGAAAUGGGGGGAAGUCACAAGAUGCAACUGACCUACUUACAGAUGAUCUGGUUUUGGUGGAACAGCGUGUUGAGCCAGCCAGAAAAGCUGCCCAGAUCAUUCAUAAGAAGCUGGCGGGCUGCCUGCAAAGUCAGCUGGGACUGGACUCUGAGCGACGAAUGAAAAAGUUACCGCUCAUGAUGCUGUCUGUUAGUAUGGCCGAGAGCUUUAAGGAUUUCGAUGGUGAAUCUUCUAUUAGAAAAGUUUUGGAAAUGUGCUGCUUCAUGCAAAAUUAUCUGGCACGGACAUUGGCUGACUUUGAGAUGAAGUUGGAGAAAGACGUACUUGUGCCUCUAAAUAAGCUCAGUGAGGAGGACCUACCGGAAAUCUUAAAAAACAAGAAACAGUUUGCUAAACUUACAACAGACUGGAACAGUGCUCGGGUCAGAUCUCAAACCAGCACAGGUCCACAAGCCAAGCAGGAUGGUCUUAGAGAAGAUUUAGAGGAGGCCUGGAAAAGACUGGAGUCCAUUAAGGAUCAGUACUCGGCAGAUCUUUAUCAUUUUGCUACUAAGGAGGAUGAGUAUGCCAGCUACUUUAUCCGUCUUCUGGAGCUUCAAUCUGAAUAUCACAAGGCCUCUUAUGAAUUUUUGGAGAGAAACAUAUCUGAGCUUAAAGAGAGCCACAGCCACACAGAGCCUCAAGUGAAUUUAUCAGAAAAUAAGGUAUUUGGAGAACCCCUACUGUCGCACCUUCAGAGAUGUAAUCGAAAGAUUGCUGUACCAAUUGAGGAGUGUGUGAGCAUGUUGAUGCGUACAGGACUCAAAGAGGAGGGUUUGUUCAGGCUAGCAGCUGGUGCGUCUGUUAUGAAAAGACUAAAGAGCUGUCUGGAUUCCGGGACAGUCGACCAAAAUGAGUUUAAGUGUGACCCUCAUGCUGUAGCAGGGGCUCUUAAAUGUUAUCUGAGAGAGUUGCCUGAACCGCUCAUGACAUUUGAAUUGUAUAAUGACUGGUUUAGGGCUGCAGGAGAAAAAGAAACAGAAGAAAAACUAAAUCUGUUACGGGCGGCGCUGCAAAAACUUCCCACAGACAACUACAACAACCUCAGGUACCUUGUGCAGUUUCUGUCACACUUAUCAGAGUAUCAAAAAGUGAAUAAAAUGACCCCCAGUAACAUUGCCAUAGUGCUUGGUCCUAAUCUACUUUGGCCUCGCUGUGAGGGAGAGACUUCCUUGUUGGACAUGGCGUCUGCAUCUUCUGUGCAAGUUGUGACUAUCAUAGAGCCGCUUAUACAGUAUUCCAAGAGCCUUUUUCCUGAAGAUGCUGAUUUUAAGAUCACAGAGUCACAUUCAAGCUUAGAUUUGCAAGAUGUGAUUCCAGCAACAUCCGAGAGGUCUCUUUCUGACAGCGUCUUUCCCCCGGCCCCCUCUCCCACUGGCCAACUUUCCCUCUCACACACAGACAGUUCAACCUCAUCUGAGGACUUUGGGGUGACACUCAAAACUACUCAGAUGAAUCGUGAUGCUUCUGUGUGGGACAACAAUGAUCCAGAUCCAGCACCUCAGCCACCUGCACAGAAUCACAUCCCUACUCCUCUUCCUCGGUACACUCCUGUACACCCGCCAUCCAACCACCCCUCCAGCCAAUCAGAGCCCACUCAGGAACCUUCCCAGUUCCAAGAGCCCUCACUGAAGAUCGGGUUUCCUUAUAAACCAAGGAGGUCCUUCAUGCAGCAAAAGACAUCAAACCUCAGCAAAGUUUCUCCCGUGAGCCAGACAGGAGGGUCGCCAUUAAAUCAACCAAGAGCUGUCCCAGUUCCUCUGCCCAGAGUCUCUGAGGUACAACCACUGGCUUCAAACAAGCCUGAAACCACCCAAACACAACUGCCAGCGUUGCCUGAAACUGGACCACAAAAGAAAACCCAAGGCAGAAGACCCAAAGUCCCUCCUCCCCAACCACCACCACCCCAACCACUGAGCAAGCAACUUUCCUUUCCAGCUCAGUAAGUCUUUGAAAAGGAAGUGUACAGCUGGAGAAUGAACACAUGAAACCUAACGCUUUCUUUUGAUAGUAAGCUCAAUCUUGUAAAUCUUUAUUUUGGAUCCUUUGACUUCAGGUGCAGUAUUUACUGGUUAAAGGGAUAGUUCACCCAAAAAAUGAAUAUUUUAUCAUCAUUUACUACUACAAACCUGUAUACAUUUCUUUAUUCUGAUGAACACGAAGGAAGAUAUUUUGUGGAAGGUCUCAAUCAUGAGCCCCAUUCACUUUCAUAGUAGGAAACAAGAAUACUAUAAAAGUGAAUGGUCGGUUUGGUUAUAAACAUUAAAUGUCAGUGGUUCGUCACAACAUGUAUGUAGCCCAUCAUGUGUGUGGUUCGUAAUUUCAAAAUAUGUGUUCUGCGCAUCGAGUGAUCCUAUGUGCAUCACGUGUCUUGUCAAAAUAAGUGCCUGCUGCAGACGCAUCUAAAGGGUUUUUAAUAAAAGAGACGCUUGCGUUUGCCAGAUAAUCUCAUGCGUAAUCAGAGUUUACUGUUAAGGGAGUGUCUUGCGAGUAUUUUGUGAACGUGAGCAUCUCUUUUAUCAUGUAAAAAUGACUUACAUCUCCCCCAUGUGGUUAAAAAGCGCAACAGUGCCUGGUAUCAGACACUUUCUGCAGGCAGGGGGAGGGGCGGGGCUGUGUUUCCUACCCUCCACCGCCACUUUUAGAGUGUGCUUGUAGCAGCUAGGAGGCUGCUCAGGUUGCAGCAACAGUACAAUUUAUCCAGUUAAAAGUUGUUCUAUCACUGAAAUAAUUUUAGAGACAUUAUUUAAAGGUAAAAAAAACUACAUAGUGUUGCUUUAAAUCUAAAUGAGUAACUGAUGACAGGAUUUUAAUUUUUUUGGGUGAACUAUCCCUUUAAUGCUUUCAGCUGUGCAGUGUUUUUGUGACACUGCACUUCCUCUUGUGUUUCGUUCAUCUGCUGUAGAGAUACAGGUUUUGUAAAGGCUAACAGAGCAAAAUGCAUAUUUUAUGUAUGAGGGUUAGCGAGUGCUUAUGUCAACAAAAAUCUUUUAAAGCUGACAUCAUUUAUAUCUUGUUUUAAUGAAAACUUAAUGAAAAAAGUAACAUACAUUGGUAUUUUGUAAAAUUCUUGUGCAAAGUUGCACAUACGUACAUUAUGUACAUAUUAUAUCAUGUGAUUAAGGGAAUGGAGACUUCAACUUGACAGAAAUUCAAAUGAAUUCAUAUUAAUAUUUAAUCAUAUUUUCAUAGUGGGGAUCAUAAAAUGUUAAUGAAUACUGUGCUGAUCGGCAGAUAUUUAUCAUGUAAUAAAAGCAAUUGUGACACUGACA